Molecule: messenger RNA, 616 nt
Organism: Paramecium pentaurelia
Lineage: Eukaryota; Ciliophora; Oligohymenophorea; Peniculida; Parameciidae
Source: the annotation of a GenBank genome assembly
AUGAUUUAGUUUAUGACAAAUCAUUAAAUAAUAAUAAAAUCUAUGUUAGUAUCUCCUUCAAGACGAUUAUUCAAGAAAGACACCAAAUCUAUGAAACCUUCAAUGUUUUUGAAUGAAUUUAACAUAUCUUCAUUGUCUUAAUUAAUGACAGUAAAAAAAGAAGUCAAGAUGAAUUCAACAAGAAAUAUAGAAAACUUUGGAUCAGUAACUUAAGUCAAUGAAAUUUUAGAAAAUGAAGGCAUAUUACUUCUACCUUUUGUAGAAGAGAAACAAAAAAUUCGAUUUAUUAAACCAACAUCCAAUCCAAAACAAUCUCUCACCAGUAGAAAAGUAAUAAUAACUUAAUCUGAUUCUAAUUCACCACUUACAAAAUCAGAUAUCUAUUUACCAAUAAUCAAUUCAAUACCAACUUCUCCUACUAAGUUUUAAAUUCCAAAUCACAAAAGGCAUUUGACAAAUAUAGAUGAAUAACAGAAAAAAGUAGAAUUCAGAAAGUCUAUAUAAGUAAUUGAUUUUGUUAAUAAUAUUAUUACAAAAGAUGUGAUAGAUGGAAGUGUUAAACCAUUAACAAAAAAAUUAUAGAGAUAACAAACAAAAAUGAUAAGAAAGAUAUGAG